Molecule: messenger RNA, 548 nt
Organism: Hypanus sabinus (Atlantic stingray)
Lineage: Eukaryota; Metazoa; Chordata; Chondrichthyes; Myliobatiformes; Dasyatidae
Product: oxidized low-density lipoprotein receptor 1-like
Exons: 4
Coding region: 75-548 (157 amino acids)
Biological process (GO): cellular response to molecule of fungal origin
Molecular function (GO): (1->3)-beta-D-glucan binding
Source: RefSeq, a predicted model, not a curated record
GUGAACACCCCACAGGGAGAGACCGAUCAGACCCAAGCAUAUGGCUAAUCUGCGUUUUAACAGCAAUCCUCAUUAUGACGGGUAUCUGCUGGAGGAUUCAUGUAUCACAGAUUCGUCAGUCGAACGAAACAUGCCACCGAAACUCUGAUCUGUCCGACCUUAAACGAAUGCGGAGCGAUCUCCGUCACCAGUUCACUGAGAUGGAAACGAAGUACAGAUCUAUCAACGAAACCAAGGCUCAAAUCUGUGAAUUGUUGACCAGCAGAAGAGAUCAAACGUGUUCCCAGAACUGGAUCAGAAAUAAAGACCGCUGUUAUUUCAUAUCCACUGUCAACGGAUCUUAUGAUGGAGCAAAGCAGCAUUGUUCAAGCUUUGAUUCAAGACUCCUUGAAAUGAAUUCACAUGAUGAAGCGCUCAGUGGCAUCUUUUCAACAGCCGUGGGACCAAAACGCAAGCACGAACGUCUUGUACAAUUGCAACGUGUCCUGGUGAAUCCAGUGCUCAGCGCCCUGAGUGAAGAUGGUCAGGGUGUCGAAUCUCCUGUCUAA